UUGACAGUUCGGAACCAAAAUGGCGACAAAAAACGUGUACCAAAUUCAAUCGCUUUUAAUCCAUCUAACCCGAAACUACAGCACCGAGAAAGAGGCGUCUUCAUUCUGGAAGUUCUGGGGAAAGAAGAAGAAGGAAAAAAAGGAAGAGAAGCCGGCGCUGGAAAGAUGUCGGAAAAGGCGAGUGCAACGCCCAGACCCAGACUUGAGCAGCUUCGGAGGCCAGCCCUACCGGACCUGCGGCCCUGCCUACGUCAUCCAGAAGGACGUCAUACCGGAUAUGCAGUGUCAACAGGAUGAAGAAGACAGAAUGCUUAAGAACAUAGAGGCAGAUUUGAGCAAUAAGAACAACGUUCAAGACCCGAUGCCUCCUUUUCAGAGCGUGGAGCAGAGGUUGAUCGAUCUUACGGACAGGAAACUUCAUCCGUAUUACAAGAGAUAUAUGUCUUUGCCGAAAAGUGACUUCACGGAAACGGAGUCUCCGCAAAUGCCCUUCUUACCUUACAAGUGUAAAGUAGGCCCGGUGGCACCAGAUGAAAUUCCUGAUAUUUUGCAAUUCAAUAAGCAGCUGCUAGAGAGGAAGAAUAUUUUCGCUGAUUUUAAGAGAGUGGAGUUGCCGAAGCAGAUGGUGGUGAGGAUUGUGGAGAUGCAGAAGAAUAAAAGGCCUACGCUGGAGAAGAAAGAAGAAAAAUGUUGAGUGAAGAUAUACGUUUUUUGUUGCUAUUAAAUUAAUAAAUAAAAAAAUUAUCCUCUUUACUGAAA
Zophobas morio is the source of this 759-nucleotide messenger RNA. RefSeq lists its product as uncharacterized. NCBI's taxonomy places the organism in Eukaryota, Metazoa, Arthropoda, Insecta, Coleoptera, Tenebrionidae. The record is from RefSeq and is a predicted model, not a curated record. Bases 20 to 694 code for a protein of 224 amino acids. The transcript has 2 exons.